AUGGAUGAAGAAGCAGAUGCAACGGUGAAGAAGAUGGAUCCAGAUGCCAAGAUUUUUCGCCUAACACCUACACGAAUAGUAGUAUCUCUCCUCUCCAUUUUCCUGCUCUUCUGCGUCAUUCGUUUGGGUUUCGGAGUUGCAACUGGGGUGAAUGCAGAAAGUAGUGGAAGGAACUGGGGCUUUCAUAUUGGUGUAGUGACUUUACUCUUCGGUGUCCUGUUCGUCGCUCUUGGCCUUCCCGUACUGAUAAAUCUGUUUCUCAAAAUGUCUGAACAGUUGCAGAGACAUGAAGUUACAGGCAUCUAUACAGAUGAAGAAGAGAGGAAGCCACUCCGCACAAUUAUUGUACGAAUAAUGGUGACCUUGAUGACAAUGUUCAUGCUCGUAUGGGCCUCUUACACGGGCUAUAGGCUUACAACAGAGCCAAGGAGAGACGACAAGUACUAUCCCCUAAUAUUUCCAAUUGGCAUAGUUACUAUUGUGUUUGGUUCAGUCUAUAUUAUCAUUGGUCUAGCCAUAAUUGCAGAUCUAGCACUAUCCCUGACAGUGAAGUUGCUAUUGAGAAGCAAGAAAGGAUUCACAGUUCAUGAAGAUAACAAGACAGAGACAAAAAUUUCUGUUUAAAAACUAUUAUGACACAUCACAUAAGGUGUCCAUUGUUGUGUUUUUCCUGAUUAGUAUGAGAUCUUAAAUCUUCAAAUCUCA
This is a messenger RNA of Humulus lupulus (European hop), 705 nucleotides long. RefSeq lists its product as uncharacterized. The coding region runs from base 1 to 624 and encodes 207 amino acids. The transcript has 2 exons. Lineage: Eukaryota; Viridiplantae; Streptophyta; Magnoliopsida; Rosales; Cannabaceae. The record is from RefSeq and is a predicted model, not a curated record.